Molecule: messenger RNA, 1650 nt
Organism: Agelaius phoeniceus (red-winged blackbird)
Lineage: Eukaryota; Metazoa; Chordata; Aves; Passeriformes; Icteridae
Product: myo-inositol 2-dehydrogenase-like
Biological process (GO): NADPH regeneration
Cellular component (GO): cytoplasm
Molecular function (GO): oxidoreductase activity; nucleotide binding
Source: RefSeq, a predicted model, not a curated record
AUGGGGCGGAGGAGGAAGACGCUGCACGACUACGCGGCCGAGUUCUCGGAGCUGUCGGUGCGGCGGGAGCCGGCGGGGCCGGGCCCGGCGGGCGCCGUGGAGACGCUGUUGUGCACGCCGUGCCAGCUGCCCCUGAGGGUGCGCCGCGACCGCAUCCUGGAGCACCUCAGCUCGGGCCGCCACUGCCGCAACCGCCGCCUGCUCCGGCAGCUCGGGCUGCGCGCCCCGGGGCUCCGCUCUGCAGGUCCCGACUCCAGCCUGAGCCUGAGCCUGCCCCUGCCACUCGACGUGCCCUCCCUGCUCUCCCAUCCCUCCUUCCUCAUCACCACUGGAUCCAGCACUGGCUACAGCAUGGUCCCCUCCCCACCCUCCUACCACAAGCUGCUGGUUCCCCACCGCCCCAUCCCCACCACACACAGGGAUGACCCAACACCCUCCACCUCUGCCAGCCACCCCUCACCGCUGGCCACCUUCCACACCAGGAUUGCACCUCCUGGCCAAAGCGAGCCCGCACCUGAUGCCUCCAACAGCCUGACACCCCCCUCAUGCCAUGGUGGCAGCGGCGUCGGCCUCGUGCUCUUCGGCGCAGGGCUCGUGAGCACAGCCUUGUUGCAAAGCCUGCUGGAGGAAGCUGGAUGCUGCCUGCUCUACGUGGUGGAGGAUCAGCUGGAGGAGGUGGAACGUGCCUUUGGUGCCAAGGUCCCAGCUGGCACCAGGGUGCUGCAGCAGCAGGAGGCCACCCUCGCACUCAGCGACCCGCGAGUUUCUGGAGCCAUUAUUUGUUCUCCACCUGACAAAGCCCCUGAGAUGGUAAGAGAUGCCUUACGAGCAGGUAAAGGUGUGUUCUGUGAGGGGCUGCCCAGCUUGGACAGACAGACAGCAGAAGCCUGUUUUGAUGAGGCCGACAGGUGUGGGAGGCCACUCGUGUGUGGGUUCUACAAGCGCUUUGACCCAGCCCUGCAGUUCCUAUACAAGAAGGUGCGGGAGAGCCGAGCCCUGGGCAGGAUCCACCGGGUAUCAACCAUCAGCAGCCUCUAUCCUGCAGCCUCUCUGAGCCUGCUGAAAGCCUCAGGUGGAAUUUUUUACAAUGCUGCCGUGCAUGACAUAGAUAUUAUCAGUUUGUUGUUGGGAGAGAGUGUGCCAGAUACAAUAUUUUCCCUGGGCCGUGCCUUCUGUGCAGACAUGGGCUGCCUGAGGGAUGUGGACAUGGUCACCAUCAGCAUGAAGUUCCCCAGCGGAGCCAUUGUCACCCUGGACAUCAGCCAGCACUGCACCAGGAGCUGUGACCAGCGGCUGGAGGUUCAUGGGUCUCAGGGGACGUUAAGGGUGGACAACCAGAACCCCCUGGGCAUCACAGAGCAUGGGACUUCUGUGUCCAUCUGUCCCCAGAGCCAAGCUGAGCGCUACAGAAAUGCCUACAGGGAGCUCUUCCGGCACUUCCUGAGAGCCCUGAAAGGCCAGGAGCCCCCCGUGGUGACCAAGGAGCAGCUCCUCUGGACCAUCCAGGUCGCUGCAGCAGCCGAGCAGUCCUGGAGGAAUGGAUCUGCUGUGGACUUGCACAGCAGUGCCACGGGUCCGCCUGGGGUCAAGGCUGAGCUUGUGUGACAGCCACUCCCACCCAGUGGCCUCAACAGAAGGUGGUUUUGGUGU